ACGUGGAAGCUUGAAGAGUAUAUUCGUGGCAUUAAGAAGUGAACAUCUUAGAAGAAAGGUUUGGAAUUGAAGAAUAAGUUGGACAAAAUGAAGAAUUUAUUACAAGGACUCUGUAUUUUGAUCUGUUAUACAUUUACUCAGGCUGAGCUUUUGGUAACCAAGCAGGUCUUUUUUGAUGUGAAAAUUGGAGAAGAAAAAGUUGGCAGAAUUGUUUUUGGUUUAUUUGGAAAUGUUGUUCCUAAAACUGUUGAAAAUUUCUACCAAUUAGCUACUGGUGAGCCAGGCUAUGGUUACAAAGGAAGCAAAUUUCAUCGAGUUAUUGCUGACUUCAUGGUUCAAGGUGGAGAUUUUACUAAAGGUGACGGUUAUGGAGGAAAGAGCAUUUAUGGUGAAAAAUUUGAAGAUGAAAAUUUUGAAUUGGAUCAUUAUGGUGCAGGAUGGUUGAGCAUGGCUAACUCAGGUGUUGACUCAAACCGAUCUCAAUUUUUUAUUACCACGGUUAAAACCAGUUGGUUGGACGGUAAAGAUGUUGUCUUCGGUAAAGUUUUAGAAGGUAUGGAUGUCGUUAAACGUAUUGAAGAAGUAUCCACAGACCCAGAAUUAGACAGACCAAAGAUAGACAUCGUUAUCGAAGAUUGUGGAUCCAUUGAGACAGAUCUUCCAUUCCCUGUAGAGAAGAGCGGCGUUGAAGUAUUUGCAUGAAGAGUUUAUGAAAAUACGACUAACAGUAUUAUUUUGAACUCUCACGACAACAAAUACUGAAUUGGUGUAUAAAGAUCAGACUUUAUUUAAGAAAUAUAUCAUGAAAUAUUUUGGCUACAUAUCAGAAUCUGUCUACCAAUCAUAAUAUUUAUCUAUAUUACACAUGAAGUGAACAAGGGUUUGGGUUUGGGAAAGGUAUCACUGUUAGAAAAAGACAGAUUCUGAAAUCGACCCUUUAUCUUAAUAUAUAAAGCUGCGGAUCUGCAAUUUUGGGACAAUAUCUAAUUAUUCAUGCCCAGUUUUACUCUAUAUGAUUAUUUCACAUUUAAUUAAGAAAACAAAACCAGUUGGAUUAAAAGUAUGAACAUCAAAAUUUUUACCUAAGACUAAGGGAAGAUAUUGGCUUGUUUAUAUUAUCUGCAGAGGAUGCUGAAUGCUGAGAAAUUUUUAAUUCAUCAUAUCUUUGUAAAUACUGAAUGGAAUUGAACCAUUUUUGGACUGAUAUUUCUUUUAGAUAUCCAACUUUCACAAUAUUAUGAAGGGAUUCAAAAUCACUCAAAUGUCAAUCAUUGGCUUUAAUUACUUUAAAUCAAAACAUCGAUCAAAUCCUCGGAACAAAGAAAUAUGGAAAUAAAUUCCAAUCGAAAGAACUUGAAGAAAAAUCCUUGUGCUUUAAGAACUUGUAUAAAUACAUUUUAUGUGGUCGUAUUUUAUUGUAUUAAUUUUUGUAAAAAUAUAUAUUCAUAUUCACAUUUUAAUUUCAAAGCGAAAUUGUCAUAGUUUAAUUUUCCGUCCGAAUAUUUAGAUUUCUAGCUACCACGAACAACGAAGUAGUUAUAUCAGUGGUGACAGUGACAAUAAAAUUAAAUAGAUGUUGUAAUGUUUAGAACAUAUAAGCCUACAUACUGUCCUUAAUUAUAGCUUCCUCAGGACAAACAGUUUUCUUUCUAAUUCAUGGCACAAAUGUACAUAUAUUCCAUUGUUUGUAGUUGCGUUUAUUUGUAUUUUCAUUUUUAUUUCUGAGCAAUGAUAAGUAUUGCUUGAAUUAUUGUUAUAUUUUUUACAAUUUUUUUCGUAAAUAACUUUGUUAUGGAAAUAGUAAUAAAAUAUGAACAGAAA
This is a messenger RNA of Patella vulgata (common limpet), 1821 nucleotides long. RefSeq names its product putative peptidyl-prolyl cis-trans isomerase. Gene Ontology annotation, cellular component: intracellular membrane-bounded organelle. Gene Ontology annotation, biological process: protein folding; protein peptidyl-prolyl isomerization. Lineage: Eukaryota; Metazoa; Mollusca; Gastropoda; Patellidae. Gene Ontology annotation, molecular function: peptidyl-prolyl cis-trans isomerase activity. The transcript has 4 exons. The coding region runs from base 88 to 702 and encodes 204 amino acids. The record is from RefSeq and is a predicted model, not a curated record.